AUGUCUGCCCAAUUAUCUUUUGAUUUUUCAAAGGAGCAUCCCCAAGAAUUAUUAAUCGCCAACAACUUGAAAUUGACUAUUGCUUUAGAAUUCAAAACAAAGGAUUUGAAGUUAAGUGUUAAUGAAGAUUUAAAGACUCCCUCUUUGUCGAUCAACGAUCAAUUCAGAUUAUUUAACACAGACGCUAUUUUAAGAUAUGCUUUGAACGACUUCGAGGGCUUGAAUGUUGAGGUCUCUUCAAUUGACUUUAAUGCGUCAGUCACUGCUUCCAAGUUGAUCAGUUUUGCCAAUCAGUAUGCAAAGAACUACAGAAAAACUACUAAAUUGGUUGAUUCUAUCGCUAACGCGGAUGUUAAAACUAAAAUCCAAAGCGCUAUAUCUAAGGCCUCAUCUUUAGUUCCAAGAGAUUUAUCUCAUUUGAAAAAUACUGGUAAUCAAAAUAUAUUGGCUGGUGUUGAGGUUAAAAAAGUUCCAACAGACAAAAAAAUCUUACCAACCGAUGGUGAGAGAAAUAUUUUAAUUACUUCUGCGUUGCCAUACGUUAACAACGUUCCACAUUUAGGUAAUAUUGUUGGUAGUGUUCUAUCAGCCGAUAUUUAUGCUCGUUACUGUAAAUCAAGAAACUAUAAUACUUUAUUUAUUUGUGGUACCGAUGAGUACGGUACCGCUACUGAAACUAAAGCCUUGGAAGAAGGUGUUAGCCCAAGAGAGCUAUGUGACAAAUACCAUAAGAUCCACAGCGACGUUUACAAAUGGUUUCAAAUUGGAUUCGAUUAUUUUGGAAGAACCACCACCGACAAACAAACUAAAAUUGCUCAAGACAUUUUCAUGAAGUUAAACGAAAAUGGUUUCUUAGAAGAACAAUCUAUGAAACAGUUAUACUGUCCUGAACAUAACUCCUACUUAGCUGAUAGAUACGUAGAAGGUGAAUGUCCAAAAUGUCACUACAAUGAUGCUCGUGGUGAUCAGUGUGAUAAAUGUGGCUCUUUACUAGAUCCUUUCGAAUUAAUCAACCCACGUUGUAAAUUGGAUAACGCUUCUCCAAUUCCAAAGUUCUCUGAUCAUAUUUUCUUGUCACUGGAUAAGUUAGAAGGUGAUAUUAGUAAAUGGGUCGAAAAGGCAUCCACUGAAGGUAAGUGGUCUAAGAAUUCGAAGACCAUCACACACUCUUGGUUAAAAGAUGGUUUACACCCUCGUUGUAUUACAAGAGACUUGGUAUGGGGUACUCCAGUUCCUCUUGAAAAAUACAAAGAGAAAGUUCUAUAUGUUUGGUUCGAUGCCACUAUUGGUUACGUUUCCAUCACAGCCAAUUACACUGAUGAUUGGGAAAAAUGGUGGAAGAAUCCAGAAAAUGUCGAUUUAUAUCAAUUCAUGGGUAAGGAUAAUGUUCCUUUCCAUACUGUUAUUUUCCCAGGUUCUGAAUUAGGUACUAACGAACCAUGGACUAUGUUACAUCAUUUAAACACGACUGAAUAUUUACAAUAUGAAGGCGGUAAGUUCUCUAAGAGUAGAGGCGUCGGUGUAUUUGGUAACAAUGCAGAAGAUUCUGGUAUUCCACCAAGUGUUUGGAGAUACUAUUUGGCUUCUAUCAGACCAGAAACGAGUGAUUCGCACUUUUCUUGGGAUGAUUUUGUCACUAAAAAUAAUAGUGAGUUGUUAGCAAAUUUAGGUAACUUUGUUAACAGAUUGAUCAAAUUCGUGAACACUAAAUACAAUGGUGUUGUCCCAGAAUUUGAAGUUAAGAAUCUACCUGGCUAUGAUAACUUAAACGAUGACAUCAAUAAAUUGAUGUCAAGUUAUGUCACUGAAAUGGAAGACGCUCAUGAAAGACGUGGUUUAGAAAUCGCCAUGGCUUUAAGUGCUCGUGGUAAUCAAUUCUUACAGGACAAUAAAUUAGAUAAUGCACUAUUCUCACAACAUCCAAAUAAGUCGGAUGCUGUUAUUGGUGUCGGUUUGAAUAUAGUUUACGCAGUUGCUUCUUUGAUCUAUCCAUUUAUGCCAGAAACUGCAGAAACCAUAUAUAGAAUAUUAAAUGCUCCAGCAUUAAAAAUUUGUGACAGUUUCAACAUUGCUGUCUUAGGUGGUCAUCAUAUCAACCAAGCCGAAUACUUAUUUAAACGUAUUGAUGAGAAAAGUAUUGAAACUUGGAGAGAGAAAUAUGGUGGUCAGAAAUAA
Molecule: messenger RNA, 2175 nt
Organism: Tetrapisispora phaffii CBS 4417
Lineage: Eukaryota; Fungi; Ascomycota; Saccharomycetes; Saccharomycetales; Saccharomycetaceae
Exons: 1
Coding region: 1-2175 (724 amino acids)
Biological process (GO): methionyl-tRNA aminoacylation
Cellular component (GO): aminoacyl-tRNA synthetase multienzyme complex; cytosol
Molecular function (GO): methionine-tRNA ligase activity; ATP binding
Source: RefSeq, a predicted model, not a curated record